This is a messenger RNA of Trichechus manatus latirostris (Florida manatee), 1707 nucleotides long. RefSeq names its product ribitol xylosyltransferase 1 (gene RXYLT1). Lineage: Eukaryota; Metazoa; Chordata; Mammalia; Sirenia; Trichechidae. Gene Ontology annotation, cellular component: Golgi apparatus. Bases 34 to 1443 code for a protein of 469 amino acids. The record is from RefSeq and is a predicted model, not a curated record. Gene Ontology annotation, molecular function: ribitol beta-1,4-xylosyltransferase activity. The transcript has 7 exons. Gene Ontology annotation, biological process: protein O-linked glycosylation via mannose.
GGAGGCGGUGGGCUGACGGGAGGCCGGGGUGGGAUGCGGUUGACGCGGAAGCGGCUCUGCUCCUUUCUGAUCGCCCUGUACUGCCUCUUCUCCCUCUACGCCGCCUACCACGUCUUCUUCGGGCGCCGCCGCCGGGCGCCGGCCGCGUCCCCGCGGGGCCUCAGGAAGGGGGCGGCCCCGGCGCUGGAGAGGCGCGGCCGAGAACAGUCUGCUUUGGAAAGUGAAGAAUGGAAUCCUUGGGAAGGAGAUGAAAAAAAUGAGCAACAACACAGAUUUAAAACUAGCCUUCAAAUAGUAAAUAAAUCCACGAAAGGAAAAACAGAGCUUAGUGUACAGAUCUGGGGCAAAGCUGCCAUUGGUUUGUAUUUGUGGGAGCAUAUUUUUGAAGGUGUACUUGAUCCCACUGAUGUGACUGCUCAGUGGAGAGAAGGAAAUUCAAUUGUAGGAAGAACACAGUUCAGCUUCAUCACUGGUCCAGCUGUAGUUCCAGGGUACUUCUCCAUUGAUGUAAAUAAUGUGGUACUCAUUUUAAAUGGAAGAGAGAAAACGAAAGUCUUUUAUGCCACCCAGUGGUUACUUUAUGCCCAAAAUUUAGUACAAACUCAAAAACUCCAGCAUCUUGCUGUUGUUUUGCUUGGAAACGAACAUUGUAAUAAUGAAUGGAUAAGCCAGUUCCUCAAAAGAAAUGGAGGCUCUGUUGAGCUGCUUUUCAUAAUAUAUGACAGCCCCUGGAUUAAUGAAGUGGAUGUUUUCCAGUGGCCUUUAGGAGUAGCAACAUACAGGAAUUUUCCUGUCGUGGAGGCAAGUUGGUCAAUGUUACAUGAUGAGAGGCCAUACUUAUGUAAUUUCUUAGGAACUGUUUAUGAAAAUUCAUCCAGACAAGCAUUAAUGGAGAUUUUGAAACAAGAUGGGAAUGAUAAGCUUUGCUGGGUCACAGCAAGAGAACAGAGCCUGACGCCACCCUGGGGACAGGAGCACAUGCUGGUCUUUGAAUCCCCCAGAUCUAACAUAGGACUCUGCAAGAGGUGGCAGCCUCAGGAAACAAAUGAAAGCUUUAAGAAUUAUCAAGAUGCUCUGCUUCAGAGCGAUCUUACGCUGUGCCCAGCAGGGGUAAACACAGAGAGUUACAGAAUAUAUGAGGCUUGCUCCUAUGGCUCCAUUCCUGUUGUUGAGGAUGUGAUGACACCGGGUGGCUGUGGAAAUACAUCUGUUCACCACAGUGCUCCUCUGCAGCUGCUCAAGUCCAUGGGCGCUCCCUUUAUCUUUAUUAAGAACUGGAAGGAACUUCCUGCUGUUUUGGAACAAGAGAAGACUAUAAUUUUACGAGAGAAGAUUCAAAGGAGAAAAAUGUUACUUCGGUGGUAUCAACACUUCAAAACAGAACUGAAAAUGAGGUUCACUGAUAUUAUAGAAAGCACAUUUUUAAUGAAUAAUAAAGGUUAACUCUUCGUUAUCUUUUUGAACGAAGAUCUGAUUUUUUUUUUUUUAAUCAUUUCUAAUGUUGGGUUUGUGUGUAUGUGUGUGUGUGUUUGUGAAUGUUUUUAAGGUAUCCUGGUAAAUCCUAGAUGAUGUAAUGUUGUCUAAGCCCUCCCCUAUUGGGCCACUCCUGUGUACAAGCUGAAAAUGCAAUUAAAAUGUUACUGAAACCCAUUUCUACAAAGUGGAAUGAUUCAAUAGUUAUCAGCUCUUCUCAUCCACAAAUACUCA